Necator americanus (New World hookworm) is the source of this 270-nucleotide messenger RNA. RefSeq lists its product as uncharacterized. The transcript has a single exon. Bases 1 to 270 code for a protein of 89 amino acids. The record is from RefSeq and is a predicted model, not a curated record. Lineage: Eukaryota; Metazoa; Nematoda; Chromadorea; Rhabditida; Ancylostomatidae.
AUGAUUGUCAUCUUAAUAAUGACAGAAACAACCCUGAAGAAUUUCAUGGAGUCAAUCAAUCAAAUACCCGAAAUGCGUGAAUGCACAAUAGUCAAUAAAUCGAUAUUUCUAACUAGCGUUAUUACCAUAUCCAUUGCCAAUGGACGCCGAAACUCCAGCCACGAAGAUGUGGAAAGAAAUGGGUACAAACGUGCUGGUAGCGCUACUUUUAGCAUGGAAAUCAAUGCGAGGAAUCAACGAGUUAAAGACAUCGAACUGGCGAGUCGCUGA